This is a messenger RNA of Trichogramma pretiosum, 4965 nucleotides long. It is a transcript of the gene Ac3, whose product is annotated as adenylate cyclase type 3. Gene Ontology annotation, biological process: cAMP biosynthetic process; adenylate cyclase-activating G protein-coupled receptor signaling pathway; intracellular signal transduction. Gene Ontology annotation, molecular function: adenylate cyclase activity. Lineage: Eukaryota; Metazoa; Arthropoda; Insecta; Hymenoptera; Trichogrammatidae. The transcript has 8 exons. The record is from RefSeq and is a predicted model, not a curated record. The coding region runs from base 381 to 3440 and encodes 1019 amino acids.
GAGCAGCAGCAGCUGAUCGCAAGCUCGAGCUCGUAGCGGGCAGUCGUCGUCGUCAGGCCUAGGAGAGAGAGCGAGAUGACGGUGGUAAUAUAGAUCGGAUACAGGGAGAGGAAGGAAUGAAUCGUCGAGUAGUUCGAUCGUCGAUCAUCGAACUGGAUCAACGAGAUACGCGCAUCGUUGUGCGAUAGAGAGAGAGAGAGGAUAAUCCCGAGGCAGCAUGGCUUCGGAUGCUCGGCUACGUCCCGAGAGAAUGAAAAAAAAGUAAAGGGAGCUUUAGUGGUUUAACGUAGAGUUAUCGACAACAACAGCAGCAAAAAAAGUCGCAUCCUUGCCCAUUUGUACACCCUUUUCCUACUCCUCCUCCUCCUCCUCCUGCAAUAAUGUCGCUGCACCAAGAAGAGCAGCAGCUCACCAACGAGGAGUCGUACCUCAAGAACGGCCGACCGCUCAACGUCUUCAAGCUCGGCUUCAGCGAUCCCAAGCUCGAGGAGCUCUACCGCCUUUCCGCCCUCAAGGAGCGCCGAGGCGGUCUCCAAUACUUCCUCGUCUCGGCGGUGCUCUACGACUUCUACACGAUCGGCCUGCCGGACUCGCACACGAUGGUCAGGAUCCCGGUCGGCGUGGGCCUCGCCGUGAAUCUGGCCCUGCUCGCCUGGUCCGAGUGGGCCACCAAGCCCAGGAGCGACGGCUGCUGGCAGCGUUCGGUGCCGUAUCUCGCCUGGCUGGUGAGCUCGGCCCAGCUGAUCGGGCCGCUGUUCCUGAAGGACGGCCACGACGUGACGCCGCGAGACAAUUUCGGCUGGUUACUGAUGCUGGUGUAUCUGCACUUCGCCACGCUGCCGCUGAGGCUGUCGCUGUGUCUGGGUUUGGCCGUGGCGACGACUGCGGCUUAUCUGGGUUCGGUCUACGGAUUGUCGAAUCUCGACGUGUCCGUCAACGUCAUACUACUCACGGGCACGCUGUGCUUCUGCGCCGGCAUCCUCGGCGACGCGAGCUACCUGCUGUCGGAGUUCCAGCAGCGUCGCGCCUUCCUCGAGACCAAGUCCAGCCUCGAGGUCCAGAUGAUGAUCGAGGAGCAGUCGAUGGAGCAGGAGCGUCUGCUGCUCAGCGUGCUGCCCGAGCACGUGGCGGUGAUGAUGCGCCAGGAUCUCGGCGCCUCCAUGGACACCCAGUUCAAGAAGAUCUACAUGUCGCGGCACGAGAACGUCUCGAUACUGUACGCCGACAUCGUGGGCUUCACCGCGAUAUCGUCCACCUACUCGGCCAGCGAGCUCGUCAAGAUACUGAACGAGCUGUUCGCGAGGUUCGAUCAGCUGAGCGAGAGAUACGAGCAGCUGCGCAUCAAGAUCCUGGGCGACUGCUACUACUGCAUCAGCGGCGCGCCCAAGGAGAGGGCCGAUCACGCGGUACUGUGCAUCCACAUGGGUCUGUCGAUGGUCGAGGCCAUCAAGUACGUGCAGCAGACGACCAAGAGCCCGGUGGACAUGCGCGUGGGCAUACACACGGGGGCUGUGCUGGCCGGGGUGCUGGGCCAGCGCCAGUGGCAGUUCGACGUCUACAGCAAGGACGUGGAGCUGGCCAACAAGAUGGAGAGCAGCGGCAGAGCCGGACGAGUGCACAUCUCGAACGUCACUCUGGGCUUCCUGAAAGGCGAGUUCGAGGUCGAGCCGGCCUACGGCGAGACCCGCGAGGAGAUACUGCAGAAGGCCGGCAUCACGACGUACUUCAUCGUCAAGGCGCUCAAGCCACUGGUGGAGAUCGCCACGUCGACGGGCCAGCGCAAGUCCCUGGGCAGUCUGGCGUCGCUGGACGACGCCGUGCGCAGGGAGCAGGCGAGCUACUCGCAGCAGCGGGGCAUCAGCAGCUCGGACGGCGCGACUCUGGACGACUCGGAGGACUUCAGGCAGCGGCUGAAGAAGGAGCUCGACAGCAGAGUGGGCGGUGGAGCCGAGCUCAAGGGCCACGCGUCCUGGCUCACUCUGGCCUUCCAGGACCCGGACCAGGAGCGCGGCUUCAACACCUCGGAGGAGGCCUUCUCGCCGCUCUCCCUGAUCGGUGGCCCCCUCGUCAUGGCCACGGCGGCGCCGCUCUGGCGUCUCCAGCCCUGGGGCCCGUUCACCUGGGGCGGCAUCGGCGUCGUCGUGCUCUUCAGUCUCGUGCUCGCCGUGGCCACCUGUCUCGGUGGCUCGGUGCGCGCGCGCUGGCUGCGUCGCGUCCUCGCCCUCCUCAUGAUCUUCUCCAUGAGCAUCUUUCUGCUGCUCGACAUGGCCAAUUGCUCGCUGCACUCGGCGGAGCUGCCGAGGCCCGCGAACAACACCGGCGCCGCGGCCGGCUGGCAGCCGCGCUGCCCCUACUCGUCCUACUACUCGUACAUCGGCGUGCUGGCCCUCAUAGUGAUGUCGAUGCCGACCUACGUCGGCUAUCUGGGCAAGGCCUUCCUCAUGUUCUGCCUGGCUGGGGCCCAGUGCGCCGUCAACGUACUGUGGCUCGCGCCGAGUCUCGAUCGCGAGGGUCUCGCCGUCGUGCAGUCCGGCCACGAUUACUUCCAGCUCAAGUACUCGCUGUCGCUGAUGCUGCUGCUGAUCGCCCUGGCCCUAGUCAUGGUGGCUCGAUACGCGGAAAAGUCGCGGCGAGUGCUGUUUCUGCGUGCGCGCGAGGUCGAGGCGCAGCGCGAGCGCGCGGCCGACAUGAAGAGGCGCAACGGCGCCCUCAUCUACAACAUCCUGCCGCCCCACGUGGCCUCGUACUUCCUGACGACGUCGCGCCACCACGACGACCUGUACAGCCAGAGCUACGCCGAGGUCGGCGUGCUCUUCGCCAGUAUGCCCAACUUCGCCGACUUCUACAGCGAGGAGAGCAUCAACAAUCAGGGCCUGGAGUGUCUCAGGUUUCUCAACGAGGUCAUAUCGGACUUCGACGCGAUACUCGACCAGGACAAGUACAAGGACAUCAUCAAGAUCAAGACGAUCGGCUCGACGUACAUGGCUGCCUCGGGCAUCACCGAGUCGGCGAGCAGCAGCAAGGAGCCCCAGUGGCAGCACCUGGCCACCCUCGUCGACUUCGCCGUCGAGAUGAAGAACGUCCUGUCGCACAUCAACGAGCAGAGCUUCAAUCACUUCGUCCUCAAGAUGGGCAUCAAUCACGGGCCCGUCACGGCCGGGGUGAUCGGGGCGCGCAAGCCCCACUACGACAUCUGGGGCAACACCGUCAACGUCGCCUCGAGGAUGGAGAGCACGGGCAAGGUCGGCUUUCUCCAGGUGACGGACGAAACGCGCAUGAUCCUCGAGAACUUCGGCUUUGGCUUCGAGCAGCGCGGCAUGGUCUUCGUCAAGGGCAAGGGUCAGCUGCUCACCCACUACCUCAUGACCAAAGACGGCGUGCAGCUCAAGCUCGACAGCGAUCUGCCGAUCAUACCGACGCACCCAAUCAUCUAUCAGUAAAAACGAACAAAAAAAAAAAAAACAAGAAUAAAAAAGAAUAAACGAACGACAUCGAGAGAUCGACGUUUUCGCACGCACACAGUGCGCACAAAGUGUAAACGGGGAGGUGUUAAAAAGGAUAUAAAUUAAGAGCUUCGAUCGCGAGCUAAAAAUAAAAAGCGUCUAUGUAUACGCGCGAGCCACGAUGGAAAAACGAGGGUUUAAUCAAUUUUCCUCCAGACUGGAUAGUUUAAUCCCGGUGUAGAGGGUGAAUGAGCUUAUUUAAAAAAAAAAAGAAAAAAGAGAGAGAGAGAUCGUGAGUCAGGUAUUAAUGUUUUUUCUCUUUCUUUACCUUUGUUUUGUUGUCCUUUUUGAGUGUGAAACUUCUGUAAUAAGUAUAGCAUAAUUGCAUAACGUGUAAAGAGUUGAAUGGUUCAAAUAUAGGGUUAUAGGAGCAAUUUUUUCAAUGUACGUACACGUGUAAUAGCUACAAGCAUGAAAAAACAAAAAUUUACCACUUGAUUGUUAUUCAUUUAGAUUGAGUGUGUUGAACUACUAAGAGCGCGCAUAUGACAAUAUUAUAAAUAUUAUGGAUUAAACAAAAAAAAAUAAUGAUGUCGUCAUGCGCAAAUACAAUAUUAUAGGCCUGUGCUGUUUUACUGCAUAAAUAAUAAUAAUUAAACUCGAAAGAAUUUCCAUGAUCGAUGCCGGAAUUUUGUCAUUCAUCGUAACAAUAUAUAUGAUUUCUCCUCCGUCCAGGGAACCGUUACGUAAAACCAAAAAAUUAAUUAUAAUGUAUAAAUGCAUAACGCAUGAUCAUGUUUGAACAUCUCGUGUUAUAACUUCAUUGUAAGCGUUAUUUCUUGCGGCAGACGCACGCGUGUGUGAAUGGCAACUUGAAUCCAUGUGAAUAGAGAAAAAAAAUCAGUUGUUUUUGUAGCUAAAUUGCUUUACAAUGUUAAAGAAAUUUCAUUUCUAUGAAAAUUUAUCGAUUGUUAUUGAUAUGGAGGUUCAAAUUGUCAUGAAAUCAGGCGAUUGAAAAGUAAUACGUAAGUUAUUGAAGCACUAUUAUUUUGUGCGACAAGUUGCGUUAGUUGAAUUGAAGGAUUCCUUGCAGGAUCAACAUCAAAUUGUAAAUUAAGGUUUAAUUCUACGAAAAUUCGUUAUAAAAUAAUCAUGAAAUCCAACCGUUGUGUAUCAUAAAGCUACUGAUUGUGCUAAUAACGAUUCUCGACGAGAAACUGAGAUUCGCUAAUUCGACAAUUUUUCCUAUUAGAGUCUAAGAAAUUGAUGAUGCUCGUUUUCCUUUAAUUGAUCGAGGCCUAACAUUGGUCCACUUGGUACUAUUUUUAAAUUUUGGGUUAAAUUAAAUUAUAUGAGUUCAUUUAUAUCUAGCUUCAAAAAUGAUAAAAUAACUGUAGAAACGUGUCGCUAAAAGACAAUCUAAUAGUAAUGAAAAAUAAUAGAGAAUAUUUUUCUAUUCAAUCAAAAGAGCUUUAUGGUUUUGUUGAUUUGAAUUCUAGUCAAAAAAAAAAAAAAAAAAAAA